UUUCAUCCAUUAUUGAUAAGUGAAUCUUUUAUUUUUAUUUUCAUUUGGUACACUUUUUAGACGAUUUUUAGUUAGUUUUGCUUAAAUUUCUCAUUAUUUAACAUUAAUUAACUGCAAUUCAGCCACUUCCAGAGUAUGUAACAGACCACAGACAAAUGAACACAAAUUUCUAUUCAGCUGGCACCGUUUGAAUUUUUAUGAUUUCGUCUAAGCUCUAAGAAGUAUUUAUUCCGCAGAUGUCUCCUCAUUGGGUACCAAUGCGGUGGAACAUUCUAAACAUGAUAUACUCGUGCAGUCGUUCACCUUAACGACGAAAAUGUCAACAGGUACCAGUAGCGAAUUAUGGUCCGGUGAAAUAGGCGGUAUAAAGUUCAAAAGCGAGGAUAUCCCAUUGGUCGCUUGUAUCAUUACAAGUAUUGUGCUACUUUUACUCUUACUGGUGGCAUUUUUACUGUGGAAAUGUUGCCUUUCGAGCGAAAAGGAAAAAACUAGAGAGGCCAUAAACAUAGAAACUAUUGCGAAAAAUGUCCCAAGUAAUCAAAACUAUUCUUCGUCAUUUAUGGACUUGAAAAAUCCUCAAUGUUCGAGUCGAGUAGUAGAGUUGAUUCCUGAACACGAUGCUCCGAUUUGUUGGCUGUAUAAGAAUCACGAAUUCGUGCAAGUGCCGUAUGGUAGCACAGGAGAUACUCAGCCCUGCUCUGUUCGCAAUACGGAAAUAAUUGCUAGACCAAUGAGACCUCGUAGUCAUCCUGUAGUACCGCCAACCAUAACUAGUCUGGACGAUUAUUCUUUACCUCAAAUUUCGGAAUUUUGCGCACAUCCGUGCCAGUACGCGUCUAAUAAUAUUCUAGAAGACUGUUGUGAUGAAGCUUUCACCUCUCAUAAUUUCAAAACACGCAGCUUGCCUUCUUGCGUUCGUCACAAGAAGACGGUGCCUCGUGACAGUACAGCUGACAUCUACGAUAAAGUAAACUUCAGUAAAAAACGUAAAAAUCGUAUGCGUAACGAUGAAGCCGCCAUAAUCGCGUUGAGUAAAUCGCGAAGUCAAUUUUUCAAUAAAGAUACAGAUACGCUGGUCGAUAACGAAGCUGUGAUCGUGUACGACGAACGGACUGCCCUUUAAAUUUUUUUUUUCUAAUUUUACGAUGAUAAUCAAUCUUUAUCAGGGUAUUUUACACAAUGACAAAUCUUUUUUCUCUUUUCUUCAAACAAUUAUCAUCUGCACUGAUUUUAUUUCUGAAUAUCCAGUUACCAAGAUAAAUUUUGUAUCGACUUUUUUUUCACACUUUUGAUCACUUUUGUAGACUAUCGAUGGUGUUUAAAUAACGAGUUUAUUGAAUUUAAAAAAAAAAUCGUACUUACGGAGUAAUAAUUAGUCAUUAGGAUUUUAAGAUUUUUUUUUGUUUUGUUUCUGUUUGUUUCUUUGAAACAGGUGUGUAUUUUUAGUUCGUAUUUUUUUUUUUUUUUAGGAAACUUUCAAUAAUUAUUUACACGCAUUUUAUAUUACGAGUAUUUAUUCGGUAUUUUGUAUUAGUAUUUUAUUUUUCGUGAUGUCUCGAUUGAGCAAUCAAUGUAUUAUCAUCAGUAUUGAAUACUUUUGGCGUUUAACGGUUUUAUUUUUUGUAGAGGAUUUUGAUUUUAUUUUUUUCUUUUGUUUUAAAUAAAGUUAUGAACGAAAUCGACGCUAAUUUUUUUUCAAAAACUGAAUUAUAUUUCCAGCUGCGAGUUUUUCGAGAUGAAUAUGAAAAUCGUAUCUCGUAAAUAAAUUUU
Planococcus citri (citrus mealybug) is the source of this 1770-nucleotide messenger RNA. RefSeq lists its product as uncharacterized. NCBI's taxonomy places the organism in Eukaryota, Metazoa, Arthropoda, Insecta, Hemiptera, Pseudococcidae. The transcript has 7 exons. The record is from RefSeq and is a predicted model, not a curated record. The coding region runs from base 317 to 1123 and encodes 268 amino acids.